AUGGCGAUCCUUCUUGCACCCUACAACCCUUCGAUGCAGCUGGGCUCUGGCUUCAACUCCUUCACGCAACAGCUCUGUAUCAACAACGCCGUCAUGCGGGGCCCAACCGUCGAAGCAAAUGCAGAGAAAACUUUCAAGGGUCAAGCUCCGGAGAUCACGUACAAGACCUCGGUCAUUGAAAAAGUGACUGACAUAACCAGUGCCAUGGACAUCAACCCUGCAUUCUCCAUCAAGUAUGACACCUUCGAUGCAAAGGGAAAGGGGGACUUCAUCAACAUCUCAAAGGUCAAAGAAAGCGAUAUUAGCUUCUUGGUGUCUAUUACAGUUGUCAACGAGGUGGUGGAAGAUUAUUCCCUCACCAAGUUCGACCAUAUUCCCGACGUCAAGCCUGAGCACUUUGCCGAGGUGUACGGCGAUAGCUUCAUCUCUGGAUUUCAAGAGGGUGGCGAAUUCACGGCUGUGAUCUCAAUCAAGGCCAAAGACAGGCAGAAGGCGUCCAUCAUCAAAGCUAGGUGGGUUUCGUCACUAAUGACCGCAAAUUUCUUGGCCAUUUUUAACGGAGGGAAAUACAGUGCUGCGACCUACUUCACCAAGGAGAAGUUUAUCAUGGACGCGGACGGCGAAUCCAAGAUGGACGAUAUGAGUCUCCUCGAAGAGAACGAGACGACCGUAUCGGUGACAUGGACAGGCGGUGGUCGGGAGUUCAAGCGUCGAAUGCUCGACAUAGCCGAAGAUGGUUGGACCUUUGAGACCAUAAGGGCAGCAGCACUCAAGUUCCCAGACUUGGUUGCCCGGACCCCGACGAGGACAAAGGCAAUCCUGACAAAAUACUCGGCCUUGCAAAGCUUCCAGUCCGCCCUCGCCGCCGGCCAGAGCUUUAUGGCCCUGAUCCCGAGCUACGAGAAGGCUGAGGUUUACAUCGCCAUCCUUCAAGAGGCCUACAUCGACUUGAAGAUCAUCGCCAAGAACCUCCAGGUCCUCUCCUUCAAUGUUGAUGCCGGGACGGAGGAGCUCGUCGAGUCGCCCGCAGCCCGCCGGCUGCGCGAGCAAGGUGGCAACGCUCACGGCGCCAAGGGCGAAGACAAGAACCAGGCCGCCGACUCGGACGACGACCUGCCCAUCGUCACCGUCAAAAAGGAUUCCAGCCGCGCAACGAGGCCUUACGAACCCAGCCUCGCGGGGCUCGAGGUGGCGCGUCGGGACGUGCGGGUCAUGCUCAACCGCAUCGUGGCCGAGGUCGACGCCAUCACCCGGAAGCCCGAGCUUGCGGUGGACAAGACCAGGCCGUCUCCUUGUCCCUCCCCGUCCAUGUUCAAGGAGCUGCUGCCCGAGUCGAGGCCUGUCCAGGACAGCGCCGGCGCGUUUGAAGUGAGCAGCAAGACAGCAGGGAUUUGCUGGAAAGGUUAG
Colletotrichum higginsianum IMI 349063 is the source of this 1407-nucleotide messenger RNA. RefSeq lists its product as uncharacterized. Lineage: Eukaryota; Fungi; Ascomycota; Sordariomycetes; Glomerellales; Glomerellaceae. The transcript has 5 exons. The coding region runs from base 1 to 1407 and encodes 468 amino acids. The record is from RefSeq and is a predicted model, not a curated record.